UUGACAAUCAAGCUGGUCGUUUUGUUACAAAAUAUCAGGAUCAAGAGCGCUCUGGCAAGGAAGAGAUCCUUAAAAUUGAUAAAAUGAUAAUAGAAAUCUUGAAGGAAUAUUGCGACCAUCAGAGGAAAAAAAGAAACAUCAAGAAAGGUGAAACACUGCUUCUUCCACCGUGCAUUAUUAUGUACCGUAAUGGUGUUGGCGAAUCCCAGUUUGAGAGAUUGCUCCGGUUUGAACUUCCCAAGAUUAAGGAAGCAUGCGCUGAGUUCCGGCAAGGUAACAAGCCUUACGAGCCAAAGAUCAUUUUUGCAGUCGUCGGUAAACGUCAUCAUACGAGAAUUUUCCCAAUAAAUCCCCAAAAUAAAAAUGAAGCCGACAGAAAUGGAAACUGUCUUGUUGGAACGGUUGUUGACAAAAAAAUUACUCACCCCACACUUAACGACUUUUAUCUCCAGUCACACUAUGCAAAUCAAGGAACAGCACGUCCAUCUCAUUAUACUAUACUUUAUGAUGAUAUUAAAUUAACAAUAGAUCAGUUCCAAUCCUUAAGUAAUGCAUUAUGCUAUAACUUCCAGCCUACUUCAUCCAGUAUUAGCAUUCCAACACCUUUAAAAUAUGCACGUCUAACUUGCACCCGGGCACAAAUGUAUUUAACCACUUCGGAGGGUACAACAAGAUUACCAAAGGUGCACGAAAAUCUCAAAAAUUACCCUAUGUAUUUUAUAUGAAACAUAAAAAUAUUUAAUAGUGUAUUUGUUAGCUUUUAUAACAAAUUAUUAAAAUAAUAUAUAUUUGUCUAGGUCCAGUCCAGUAAGUCGAAUUUGUCCUGGACUGGACCAUAAGCCAAUUGUCUAUAAAUAAAUUAUCCCAAAUUUUAUUAUUAUUAGAAACAAUAGAAACUACGCUUUUAGGGACGAGGAUGAAAAGGUUUUCUGAAUUUAACAGGAUACUCUUCUUCAACAUUCACCUUACUAUAAGAGACUUUUGGGUUCUUAAAUAACGUGUUAAAUUUAUAUUAAAUUUAAAUUCGUUAAAUUUGCAUUAAAUUAAAAAAAUAUAUGUAUAUUUAAAGUAAAUACAAAUCAUUAAUUGGUAAAUACA
Messenger RNA from Rhizophagus irregularis DAOM 181602=DAOM 197198, 1098 nucleotides. NCBI's taxonomy places the organism in Eukaryota, Fungi, Glomeromycota, Glomeromycetes, Glomerales, Glomeraceae. The record is from RefSeq and is a predicted model, not a curated record.